UGAUAUGCCUUUAAGAGUGUGUUGAUGGGCAGAAUUAAAAGACCUGGGGAAAGUAGCUAGAGCCUGGGACCGGGACAGUUAAGACUGAGAGCUUUUGAGUCCAUAGUUCUUAUUGUUAACUGUAAAUAAACUUGUCAAAACCACUACAUCAUCAAUAGGGGGGGCGUGUGUGCAUCCCUCGCAAAGAUUCCUCUCUAGACAGCCGCAGCAUGGAUGCGCUUGUGAGCUAAACCGACUGACCAAACCAUGCUCCCUGGAAACAAGCGACGACUCCGGCGCUGCAGUGCGCUCUCAAGCAUGUGGAUUUUUUUCAACUAUGUAACAGCUGCAGGAACAGUGAAGGUAUCAGUGGGGGCUGACCACAUUCAAGUGGUGCAAGGGAAAAGUGCCCUCUUGCCGUGCUCCUUCCAUACCACAGCACCUCUGGACCUUCUCAACAUUAUCUGGACAGUUGUCCCAGUGGCAGACCCCAGCCACCCACAACAAGUACUUGCUUACGAGCGGGGCGAGGUGGUGGAGAGCGUCUCCCGCUACACGGGCCGGGUGGCUUUUACCUUCUCACCAACCCAAGACGCCACCAUCAUGCUCAACGACACACGUGGCUCAGACAGCGGCUAUUACCAGUGCAGUGUGAUAAAUCCGCCUGAUACCACCACGCCCAACAUUGGGGUCAUCCAGCUCAUCGUAUUUGUACCACCAUCUAAUCCCAACUGCUCCAGUCAGGGCAAUGGCGACGAAGGGGGCGAUCUCCAGUUCUCUUGCACUGUAGAUGAAGGAAUGCCCAUCCCUACAUUUGCUUGGGAGAAGAUCCCACCUGCCUCAGAGCCCUUGGUGACCAGCUAUGAAGAUGACCACCGUAUCCUCCUGACCUUCCACAACCUGACCACAGAGGCCUCUGGCCUUUACCGCUGCACAGCCUCCAACAUGCUGGGCUCUGUCUCCUGCGCCUUGGAGCUGCGGGUGCACGUUGCCCCUCACAGCAGCACUUCCUUGGUGGUGGGGGUCACACUCAUGCUCAUCAUGGGCCUCGUACUGCUCACCCUCUUUGCUCUGGUCUUGUGGCUCCAUCACCGCAGCAGGAUCAAGUGGGAAGAGGAUGACUCGUACAAUGAGAUCAGACUUGAGAAUCCCUCCCUGGGACGACUGAUUGUUAACAAGAGCCCCCCUGGGGACUUUUCCACAUCCAGCCCCACGACCCAGCCUCUCUGGAUCUUCACGAGCUCCACUCCGAAUACCACCUACGCCCACCGUGAAUCGAGACACCAGCCCAGGAUUGCGAGCCAGGCCACGCUCCCGGGAGGGCUGAGAGAGCCCACGUUAGCCCACCAGGGAAGGCAGAGAAGCAGCAGCCUUUCUGAGCAGCUGGGAUCCUCAUCUGGAAGCGAGGACGAAAAGAAACCUUUCCCCAACCCUUCGCAGAAGCCCACGGGAUUCCUGGUGUAGAGGCAGUCACAAAAACAUCUACUCCUGAACUGAGCCAAGUGAUGGAUUUGAGAGGCUGGACUUUGUUUCCAGGAGACUUCUGCCCGACAAUUUAAGGCUACAGGGGGGCUCCGUGCUUUUAAAACAAAAAUACACCAUCAACGCGGAACAUUUUGGUUAAUGCUGUUUAACUGCAGAAGGGCUAGAAUAACAAACAGGAGAUGGUAGACAUUCUUAUUAUUUUGGGCAAGUGGCUCCCAAGGUCCAGCAUUUUGUUAAAACAAAGAUCAGGAGGUACCGGGGAAAGCAGGUCCGCCGACACAGCUGGCUUGAGAAAACGGCCCUGGACAGAUGGUCACGCUCAGAGUAAGCAGUUUCUGGGUGUUACUGGGAAGGGCACAGAAUAGGACAGUGGGAGAAUCUGAAAGAAGGCCCUGGUUUAAUCCCUGCGACCAGCAGGGCUUUCUUUGCCUGAGACCCACUGCUGAUUGAAGUGGGAAAGGCUGCAGCGUUUGGGACUCUUUGAUUUGGAGAGGAGACGUCUGAUGGGGGGAUAUGAUUGAAGC
Messenger RNA from Sphaerodactylus townsendi, 1988 nucleotides. Its product is annotated as immunoglobulin superfamily member 11-like. Gene Ontology annotation, molecular function: ionotropic glutamate receptor binding. Gene Ontology annotation, cellular component: cell-cell junction. Bases 247 to 1443 code for a protein of 398 amino acids. The record is from RefSeq and is a predicted model, not a curated record. Gene Ontology annotation, biological process: homophilic cell-cell adhesion. Lineage: Eukaryota; Metazoa; Chordata; Lepidosauria; Squamata; Sphaerodactylidae. The transcript has 7 exons.